UCCUGUUUUGUAAUUGUUUGCAUUUCCAAGUUCUUACUAUUAUGUCUUAUUCUCCUUCUCCUUCUCCUCUUCCUGGCGAUUUAUAUGAUAACGUAGAUGAUGUUUAUACUCUAGAUUCUUCUUCUCAUGAUCCUAUUUGGCUCAUUGUUGGUAUGUUUGGUUUUAUUCUAUUGUUAGUAUGUUGUCUGUUCUCAUCAAAUGCAAACUCCACGGAAAAGAAGGCGGAGGAAUUAGAGAAUGAUGAAUCUCGGUUUAAUUCCCUGGCCAUGGUCCAGUUCCUUGAUGACAUUGAAAAGGAAAAGCCCACCCGGUUCACCUAUCAACAACUAAGAAUAGCUACAGAUAACUUCAGCAUCAUGCUAGGUUCAGGGGGCUUCGGGACAGUUUACAAGGGAAUCAUUAGCAACAACAAGUCUGUAGCUGUGAAAGUACUAAAUGGAGCCUCUAACAAGCGAAUAGAGGAACAAUUCAUGGCAGAAGUAAGUACUAUGGGAAGAACCCAUCACUUUAAUCUUGUUAGACUUUAUGGGUUUUGCUUUGAAUCCAGUUUAAUAGCUCUUGUAUACGAGUUCAUGGUUAACGGCUCGUUGGAUAAUCACUUGUUUAAAGCGAACAAAGGAGAUAUGAUGGGGUUCGACAAGCUUCAUGAAAUUGCGGUGGGAACUGCGAGAGGCAUCGCGUACUUGCAUGAAGAAUGUGCUCAAAGAAUAGUUCACUAUGAUAUUAAACCAGGAAAUAUACUCUUGGAUUCAAAAUUUUGUGCAAAAGUAGCCGAUUUUGGUUUGGCCAAACUUUGCAAUAGGGAUAAGACCCAUAUAACUAUGACAGCAGGACGAGGUACCCCAGGCUAUGCAGCUCCUGAGUGUUAGACAUAAAUAUAUUAUAAGCUAGAUAGUAUUAAUAUUAUUAUUAUUAUAAGUUUUUUUUUAGUGUAAGUCAGAAAGAGCGGUUACCACCGCUCAAAGUGUUCGAUGUAUAUAUUCUGUAUAAC
Helianthus annuus (common sunflower) is the source of this 991-nucleotide messenger RNA. RefSeq names its product G-type lectin S-receptor-like serine/threonine-protein kinase At1g34300. NCBI's taxonomy places the organism in Eukaryota, Viridiplantae, Streptophyta, Magnoliopsida, Asterales, Asteraceae. The record is from RefSeq and is a predicted model, not a curated record. Gene Ontology annotation, molecular function: protein kinase activity; ATP binding. Bases 42 to 869 code for a protein of 275 amino acids. Gene Ontology annotation, biological process: protein phosphorylation. The transcript is spliced from 2 exons.